This is a messenger RNA of Tigriopus californicus, 958 nucleotides long. RefSeq names its product RNA exonuclease 4-like. Gene Ontology annotation, cellular component: nucleus. The record is from RefSeq and is a predicted model, not a curated record. The transcript has 4 exons. Gene Ontology annotation, molecular function: nucleic acid binding; 3'-5' exonuclease activity. Lineage: Eukaryota; Metazoa; Arthropoda; Copepoda; Harpacticoida; Harpacticidae. The annotation marks the transcript as partial. Gene Ontology annotation, biological process: rRNA processing.
UGGAUCGCUCUCUUGGCAUCUCUGCCCAAAGGCCCUCCUCCUGCCUCAAAACGACCCCGUUACACGCCUCAGCCAGUGAGUCAGCCAGCUCCCAAUGUAGCAAAAUCGCUAAAACCCAUUGAAGCCAAAGUACCGGAUAUUUGGUUCGAUGAUGUGGACGAAACAUUGUUAGAUCCGGAAGAUUUAGAAUUACUCCGUAAAAACGACACGAAGUCAGCCUCUGGUAUUAAAAAAAACCUUGACACAAGCCAGAGUUCGGAACCAUCGGAAAAAACUGGUUUGGUCAAGGAGAAAGGAUUCAAAGGAUUGACCAAGAUUAUUGCUAUUGAUUGUGAAAUGGUUGGCGUUGGACCUAAGGGGACGAAUUCGAUUCUGGCUCGAGUGUCCAUCGUUAAUCAUUUUGGCCAUUGCAUUUUCGAUAAGUAUGUCAAGCCCAUGGAAAAGGUCACGGACUAUCGUACUGCUGUAAGUGGGAUCCGUAAACAGGAUCUCGUAAAUGGCGAGGAUUUCAAAUCCGUCCAGAUGGAAGUGGCCAAGAUGUUUCAGGAUCGAAUUGUGGUUGGACAUGCAAUCAAGCACGAUCUCGACGUGUUGCUGUUGACCCAUCCCAAAAGAAUGAUUCGAGACACAUCCAUGUGCAAACCUUUCCGCGCGGCCUUCAACAAUCGAACUCCAAGUCUCAAAAAGCUCUCUGCUCGAAUGUUGGGGGUUAGUGUUCAACAAGGCGAGCAUUCUUCCGUUCAAGAUGCUCAAGCCACAAUGAGGUUGUACACAAUGUUCAGGAAGGAGUGGGAGCAGGGUCUAAAAAAGCCCAAAUCCGGAUUGUCUACGGCAUCAAAAACCACCGAGAAGGCUAAAAUCAAGGCGACCACUGAAGUGGCCGUGAGCAUUAAAAGGAUGACCCAAUAUGAGGAUAGUGAUUCUGAAUAACAAUGUAAAAUAAAGUUGAUUCACCCAG